This is a messenger RNA of Raphanus sativus (radish), 1017 nucleotides long. RefSeq names its product nucleolin 1-like. Gene Ontology annotation, cellular component: cytosol. The record is from RefSeq and is a predicted model, not a curated record. Gene Ontology annotation, molecular function: mRNA binding. The transcript is spliced from 5 exons. Lineage: Eukaryota; Viridiplantae; Streptophyta; Magnoliopsida; Brassicales; Brassicaceae. Bases 105 to 860 code for a protein of 251 amino acids.
AAUUAAUUAAUGUAUAUAAUGGAAGCUGUCUUCUAGGGUUGAUUCUCCACUUCCCUAUCGAAACUGCACUGCCGUCGUCUUUCUCUUAUCUUUUGAACUAAAUCAUGGACCAGAGCAAGCUGAAGAGAUGCUCCGCAUCCGCAUCAUCAUCCUCCCAUGCUGAAGCAGCUGCUGAGGCUACAGAUCCUUUGCAAAAGGCAGAAAGAGAGUUGGAGACAGAAGUUGAUAGUCGGAAGAGGCAGAAGCAGGAGGAGGAAGAAACCGCAGAGAAGAAGAAACGGUGUUGUUUUGGCACUAAAGAUGCAAAGGGAAACGAUGAGCGUACCAUUUUCGUCUCGGGUUUUGAUAAUAGCGGUUCUAGGGAUGAGAUCAGGAGCGCAUUGGCUAAACAUUUUAGUUCGUGUGGAGAGUUGACAAGGGUGUUUGUUCACAUCGAGUGUAAAACUGGUGUUUCCAGAGGAUAUGCUUUUAUUAAUCUGAAACAACGUGGUGGUGGUGAGGAGCUUGAGGCGGCGUUAACUCUCAAUGGAAGCGACUUGGGUGGUCGGAAGCUUCUCGUUACAAUGGCUAAAAGUAGAGACGAAUACUAUGGUCACUUUAACUAUACAGGCUGUGAAAUUUGUCGUGCUAUGUUUAAAGACGCCCGUCGGAGACUGUACAAAUGGAAAAGGGAAACUGGUGAUGGCAAAUUCAUUACAUACUCUCCAGAAGUUGAAGAAAAGUUUCGUCUUUAUAAGAAAGAAUUAAUGGCGUCUCCCGAGUUUCGGACGUCUCGCAAGAUGGAGAAGUCUUUAAAAAAAAAAAAAAAGAUGGAGAAGUCUAAAACCAAGAUGGAGAAGUCUAAAACCAAAGACGGCUAAUAUCUCGACUAGCUCCAUCAACUGCUUUUUGUUUAAUAUUAUCUCUAUGUGCUAUUUAAUUUAAAAAAAAAAAAACAUAUAUUAUGCUAUUUUGGCUGCAUUGUUUAUGCUUCAAAUCAGACUAUGAACUUUUCUUUUAUAAAGCAAAUGUUAUUUA